GCAGGUGUGACGCAGGAGCUCAGGAUCCCAGCCACAAUGGCUUUGGUGGUGACAGCGAGGGCCCGUCAACCUCGUCCAGCACAGCUGGGAGCUCUUCCGUUCCAGAGCUGCCGGGGUUUUACUAUGAUCCCGAGAAGAAACGCUACUUCCGCUUGCUGCCUGGACAUAACAACUGCAACCCCCUCACCAAGGACAGCAUCUGGCUGAAGGACAUGGAGAGCCGAAGGCUACAGCUGCUGGAGGCAGACGACAGGCAGAAGAAGAGAACAGCUCGAAGAGGAUGCAAUGCCUCUUCAUUGCUGCAAAGAAGGAAACUGGGUUUUCUCAGCUUCAACAGCUAUUGCCGUUUAGCCCACGAACUGCGGGUGAACUGCAUGCAGAGGAAGAAGGUCGUCAUUCAGAGCUCAGAUCCCUCUGCUCUGGCAAGCGACCGAUUUAACCUCAUACUGGCGAACAGCAGCAACGACCAGCUCUUCACAGUGAACGACGUCCGGGUGGGAGGCUCCAAGUACGGCAUCAUCAACCUGCAGGGCCUGCAGGGCCCGCGGCCCCGUGUGCAUGUGCACGAGAACCUCUACUUCACCAACCGGAAGGUGAACUCUGUGUGCUGGGCUUCGCUGAAUCACCUGGAUUCCCACGUCCUGCUCUGCCUCCUGGGAAUUGCUGAGACACCUGGCUGUGCCACCCUGCUCCCAGCUUCACUGUUCGUCAGCAGUCACUCAGCAGGAGGAGACCAGCCUGGCAUGCUCUGCAGCUUCCGGAUCCCCGGGGCCUGGUCCUGUGCGUGGUCCCUCAACGCGCAGGCUAGUAACUGCUUCAGCACAGGCUUAUCUCGGCGGAUCCUGGUGACCGAUGUGGUGACGGGGCACCGGCAGUCGUUUGGGACCAGCAGUGAUGCCCUGACCCAGCAGUUUGCGGUCCAGGCUCCUUUGCUGUUCAAUGGCUGCCGUUCCGGGGAGAUCUUUGCCAUCGAUCUUCGUGCUCGAAACCAGGGCAAAGGCUGGAAGGCCACCCGCCUCUUCCACGACUUGGCUGUGACUUCCCUGUACAUCUUCCAGGACGAGCAGUACCUGAUGGCGUCCGACAUGGCCGGAAAGAUCAAGCUCUGGGACCUGAGGACCAACAAGUGUCUGCGGCAGUACGAGGGGCACGUGAACGAGUACGCCUGCCUGCCCCUGCAUGUGCAUGAGGAGGAGGAGCUUGUGGUGGCAGUGGGCCAGGACUGCUACACAAGGUUCUGGAGCCUGCACGACGGCCAGCUGCUGAGAACCAUCCCCUCCCCGCACCCCACCUCCAAGACCGACAUUCCCAGCGUGGCCUUCUUGUCUCGCCUCAGGGGUUCCCGAGGGGUGCCCGGGCUGCUCAUGGCUGUCCAGCAGGACCUUUAUUAUUUCUCCUACAGUUGA
This is a messenger RNA of Sorex fumeus (smoky shrew), 1406 nucleotides long. It is a transcript of the gene DCAF4, whose product is annotated as DDB1 and CUL4 associated factor 4. Gene Ontology annotation, cellular component: Cul4-RING E3 ubiquitin ligase complex. The coding region runs from base 213 to 1406 and encodes 397 amino acids. The transcript has 12 exons. The record is from RefSeq and is a predicted model, not a curated record. Gene Ontology annotation, molecular function: protein binding. Lineage: Eukaryota; Metazoa; Chordata; Mammalia; Eulipotyphla; Soricidae.